Messenger RNA from Sporisorium graminicola, 1176 nucleotides. RefSeq lists its product as uncharacterized. Bases 1 to 1176 code for a protein of 391 amino acids. The transcript has a single exon. Lineage: Eukaryota; Fungi; Basidiomycota; Ustilaginomycetes; Ustilaginales; Ustilaginaceae. The record is from RefSeq and is a predicted model, not a curated record.
AUGUCGCAACCAAUCGAGUACCCUCAAGGUGCUCCCAACGCCUUUGGCGCACAGCCCCCAUACUACCCGCCACAACAGCAGCAGCAUCCUCCAAGCAGUGGCUACCCAGGCUAUCCUCCUUCGAUGCAUCACCAGUUCUCGCUGCCUGCGCAACAACCCUACCCACAGCAGCAGGGGCCGCAGCAGUAUCCACAGUAUCAGCAGUUCCAGCAACCGCAACAGUCGCAGCCUCGCAACGACAGCUACUAUCCUCCUCAGCAGCAGGCACAUGCAUCGCCAGGAAGUCCUUCACAGCCGCCGUCGCAGCAGCAGGCUCAGGGCGGUCAGGCCAACCAGGUUGACAAGGCGGCCGAUCCACACGGUUGGGCAUUGGCUGAAUACGGGAGUCCUUACGCCCACUCUAAGGACUGGCGCGCUUCGCCCUCUGAUCUGGAGCUCACCGGAUUCCCCGAGCAAAAGCUUAUGCUCAGAGUCAAGCAACGUUUCUCUCGCUCGCCCGGUGAUGUUUGGAGCAAGCCUGCACCGAGCUUCGGACGUCCUCCACAGCAAGGAUGGAGCUACGCUGCCUUCCAGCCGUUCUCGCUCCCAGCGUCUGGAGAACAGCUCGCCGACGGAUUCAAGCCACUGUACCCUGGUCGCAUUCUUGCAAAUCACGAUGUUUCCGCCGCAGACUGGUGCCGAUUUCUGGAGGAUCUCUCGGUUGCCGGGCGGAUGACAGGUGCACAGCAAGUAAUUUCGAACUUUGCUCCCGUCACCGCGCAUCUUGGUGCCACCGGUUUUCUUGUUACCAAAGCACUUCAGAAGCGUAUGAAACGUGGCAAGGAGCCCGUUAUCACAGAGACAGUCGAGAUGUGGGAGCAGAACUUCUUCCUGCCCCGCGGGCUCGACGUAUAUGUGCGAGACACCGAGGGCAGGAUGACGGCUCGCGCACCUGGCGAUCAGGUUCCUGGUUCCAACCAUCCUAACCCCACCGAGAUCGAUGCGCACAGCAACGACAGCGAGGAUGGCAGCAGCGACGAGAGCACACACCACGAAAAGACACGCAAGGAAAAGAAGAAGGAGCGCGAUGAGCGAAAGAAGGAGCGGAAGGCCGAGAAGAAGAAGAAGAAGGAGGAGGAGAAGAAAAACAAGAAGAAGCCUCGGUUCUACCUCAUCGUCGCUCCCUACCAGCCUUAG